AGUGAUUACCGUUACACGAAAAUUGCAUUAAACGUAAAUUGCGUAAAUGUCUACUUCUAUUUCUGGAUUUUUAGAUUAUGAUUUAGAUUAUUAGAUGUGGCGUCAAGUAAACUUUCAGGACGAAACAAUGUUUGACCCGAACAUGUGUGCGCAAAAGGAAGAAUGCCAUAAUCCGUAUAAUAACGAUAUUUUAAAAAGGUUAUUUUAUUUGGAAAACGACAUUACUAAGAUUAAAAUAAAAGAUAAACAUCAUGAAGACAUCAGAGUUCAUUUAGUAUUUUUAAUAAAAAGUGCUUGUAAUUUACUUAAUUUGGCAAAGACUACAUUGCAUUUGGCUAUAUACCACAUGGAUAUAUUUCGAAGCUGCCAUAUUUUUUUGAGUCAGGUGAAUUUAAAAUUGGUUGCCAUAAGUGCAAUCUGUAUUGCCGGCAAAUUCGAGGAAACGGAUAUCACAAUUCCAAGCCUUGCGCAAAUGAACAAAAUUUUCGAAACCAGUUAUACUCUUAGCGAGUAUAAAGAAUUUGAGAAACGAAUGUUACUAUCACUAAGCUUUAAACUAAAUUAUCCAACCACGGCUUCAUUUAUUGAGUAUAUUGGCGCUCCUGUAGUUACUUUAAAUGAUUUUAGUUUAUAUGUACAAAAUUCACAAAACGCAGUUUUCAAAAGAAAUUCGACGUUGAUUUUUAAAAGUUUUAGUGAUAUGUUUAAUGUAGUAAAUAAUAUGGUUGCAACAAUUUCGGAUCUAUCGUUAAAUAUACAUGAUAUACAAUUUAUAAAUGCAAAACCAUCUAUUAAAGCAAGUGCAUGUUUAGCUUGUGCACGGAUUGUGACACAUGUGGAACCAGCAUGGCCAAGACAUUUAAUGCAAAGAACAGGGUGUGGUUUUGAGAAAAUUCAAGAAUGUGUGGGUAUGUUAAAAUGCUGUUACGACCGGAGUGGUUACAAAUACAAUCAUGUAAAUGCAAGUUCUCAACAGUUUGCAAUAAGCCCUGACUCUGGUAUAUCUCUAGAACAUUAUAAUAACCAAAAAGAAUAUGAUUCUGAAUCGAGUACAAAUGACUCAAUUGAUGGACAAUAUAUUGAAACUGAAGAAAGUAUUAUUAGAUCUCCAAAAUCUAAAAGAGCCCGUAUGGAUUAAGUAUUUACAAUACUUAUUUUUUUUGUUGGGUACAUUCAUAAUUACAUUGAAUGUCAUUUGAGUACAGCUAUAAAUACCUUAUUUAAAUUUGAACAUAAACUACUAAUUAAGUGUUAAGUAAAAAGUUGUAGACUAUUGUUGAUCAUAUAUUUAAACGAAAAUUGUUGUUUCGCAAAAGAAAAGCUAUUUUAAGUUUGAGGAUAAAAUAACUGUAAAAAUAUACGCGGCAAGCUAAAGAAAUAUAUGUAAAUGAUGUUCACGAUCUAGAGUUACGAGCUCGUCAACCACGUAAAAGUAUUUUGUUGUAUACUAUGUUACCGACCACGAGUCACAUAGUUAUUCACGAUAAUGAAUAACCACUUUAGCAUACUUCUUUAAAACCGGUGUAAUAAGGUACAUAUUUUAAAUUUAAAAUAUAUAUAUGUCUAUAAAACUAUAUAGCGAAAAU
Molecule: messenger RNA, 1586 nt
Organism: Teleopsis dalmanni
Lineage: Eukaryota; Metazoa; Arthropoda; Insecta; Diptera; Diopsidae
Product: cyclin-J-like
Exons: 3
Coding region: 95-1138 (347 amino acids)
Biological process (GO): mitotic cell cycle phase transition; regulation of cyclin-dependent protein serine/threonine kinase activity
Cellular component (GO): centrosome; cyclin-dependent protein kinase holoenzyme complex; cytoplasm
Molecular function (GO): cyclin-dependent protein serine/threonine kinase regulator activity
Source: RefSeq, a predicted model, not a curated record